GCGCAGACACGAAUUUAACCGACUACUUUAUCCAGCUUAAUUUAUCUCUUCCCUACUUUACCCUUCGCGAUGAAAACAGCCUCAUGAUAUACCAUUACCGAGCCUGGCAGAUGCGCCUCUUCAUAUACUUAGGCCAACACACAAUAGGUUCACGAAUGGGAUAAAAGAAACAUGUAUCACGGCAUCAAUCACAACGUAACCUCUUUUUGAUGUUUACUUUCUGUUUUAUUGUUGGUAAAAAAUAUGCAAUUUUUAUAAAUGCAUAAAAGUAGAAAUGAAGGCAAAGAACUCAUUUGUAUACAAUAAUUUUAUGUGUCGAGAAUAUGAUUUAUUUCCUGAAUUUUUGUUCCAAAAAAAUUCUACAAAACACAUUACGUGACAAGUGUAUGUUACAAUUUAAUCGUAGUAUUAAAAGAAAUGAAGCUAUUAUUUUGGGCAUUGAGACUAGCUGCGAUGAUACUGCGGUUGGAAUCGUCAAUUCUGAAGGAAAAAUUUUAGGAUAUGCUCAUCGUUCACAGGAGUUAUUGCAUAUAAAAUAUGGUGGUAUUAUACCAAUAGUAGCGCAAGAAUUGCAUAGAAAGUGUAUUACAGAGUUAUGUGAAAAUACUUUAAAGUCAGGAAAUUUAAAAUUACGUGAUAUUACUGCUAUAGCAACUACUGUAAAGCCUGGUCUUCCAUUGUCACUAUAUGUUGGACUUAAUUUUGGAGUGCGCCUAUCGGAAGUAGGAAAAAAACCUUUCAUUCCAAUACAUCACAUGGAAGCUCAUGCACUAGUUGCUCGAAUGACUCAACAGGUGGAUUUUCCUUAUCUUGUACUUCUUAUAUCUGGAGGACAUUGUUUAAUAGCAAUUGUGGAAAAUGUGACUACUUUUCGUUUAUUAGGGCACUCAAUUGAUACAGCUCCCGGAGAGGCAUUUGACAAGAUUGCUCGCAGAUUAAAGUUGAAAAAUAUGCCAGAUUUUAAAAAUUGUAGUAGUGGUGCGGCAUUAGAAAUUGCUGCCAGUCGAGCCGACAUUUCUUCGAAAUUUUCUUUCCAAGAGCCUUUAACUCAUUAUAGAGACUGUAAUUUUAGCUUUGCGGGUACAAAAUCUUCAGCUUACAACCAAAUAUUGAGUUAUGAAAAAGAUUUUGACAUAACAGGAGAUAAAAUUAUUCCGGAUGUUUACAAUUUCUGUGCCAGUUUUCAGUUGGCUAUAACAAGACAUUUAUGUCAUCGAACUCAAAGAGCCAUAGAAUUUAUUGAUAAACUUAAUUUAAUACCUAAAGAUCGACGAAUAUUGGUUGUAUCUGGAGGAGUAGCAUGUAAUAAUUUCAUUUUUAAAUCUUUAAAUACUAUUUGUUCUGAAUUGGGUUUUAAAUGCAUCAGACCUCCUCCUAACUUAUGUACAGAUAAUGGAUUAAUGAUUGCGUGGAAUGGAAUAGAACGUUGGAAGGAGAGUCAAGGUGUUCUUCAUAAACAACAUGAUAUUGCAAAAGUGGACGUGAAUCACAAAUCUUCAUUAGGCACAGAUUGGACAAAUAAAAUACAGGAAGAAAGUAUAAAAUGUAAAUGGAUAAAAAUAAAGGAUCAUUGAUUAUAUA
This is a messenger RNA of Leptopilina boulardi, 1581 nucleotides long. It is a transcript of the gene Tcs4, whose product is annotated as tRNA N6-adenosine threonylcarbamoyltransferase, mitochondrial. NCBI's taxonomy places the organism in Eukaryota, Metazoa, Arthropoda, Insecta, Hymenoptera, Figitidae. The transcript is spliced from 6 exons. Gene Ontology annotation, biological process: tRNA threonylcarbamoyladenosine modification. The record is from RefSeq and is a predicted model, not a curated record. Gene Ontology annotation, cellular component: mitochondrion. The coding region runs from base 324 to 1574 and encodes 416 amino acids.